Messenger RNA from Vigna radiata var. radiata (mung bean), 1784 nucleotides. RefSeq names its product serine/threonine-protein kinase HT1. Gene Ontology annotation, molecular function: protein binding; protein kinase activity; ATP binding. Bases 253 to 1614 code for a protein of 453 amino acids. Gene Ontology annotation, biological process: protein phosphorylation. The record is from RefSeq and is a predicted model, not a curated record. The transcript has 12 exons. Lineage: Eukaryota; Viridiplantae; Streptophyta; Magnoliopsida; Fabales; Fabaceae.
CGACACUGAUUAUUCCCCCCACAGCCGCUUGCUGGAGUGUGUAGAAAUGCAGUGACGUCAAGAUUUGAAUUACAAAGAAUCCGAUCCAAUAGCAAUCCUCUCUUCAAAAAUAUCAAAACCCGAAUCAAUCAUAUUUAUUCACAUUUCCUUGUUCAUUCAUAUUCUCAUUCUUAUUCUUCUCCACGUUGAAUCCAACACAUUCACAUACCACAAUUACAUUUUUUUCUCUCUCCCAAAACCCUCGCCGCCGCAAUGGAAACCAAGAAGCUUCAGCUUCGCUUCUCGCUCGGCCGGCAAUCCUCCCUAGCGCCGGAGCGCGACGGCGCGGGCGACGUGUCGGAGGCGCUGGAUCCGACGGUUCGGUUGAUGUAUCUGGCCAACGAAGGAGACUUGGACGGGAUCGAGGAACUGCUGGACGCGGGGAGCGACGUCAAUUUCACCGACAUUGACGGCCGAACCGCGCUCCACGUCGCCGCCUGCCAGGGACGCACCGACGUUGUUGACCUGCUGCUCCGACGAGGCGCUGAAGUUGAUCCGCGAGACCGCUGGGGCAGCACCCCUCUAGCUGAUGCAAUGUACUACAAAAACCACGACAUCGUGAAGCUUUUGGAGAAACACGGUGCAAAACCUCCAAUAACUCCCAUGCAUGUGGAGAAUGCUCGAGAAGUCCCAGAGUAUGAGAUUGAUCCUUCUGAACUCGAUUUUACUAAUAGUGUUGGGAUAACAAAGGGAACUUUCCGGAUUGCAUUAUGGCGUGGAACUCGGGUUGCUGUCAAGACACUUGGGGAGGAAGUGUUCACUGAUGAUGAUAAAGUAAAAGCAUUUCAUGAUGAGCUUACAUUGCUUGAGAAAAUAAGGCAUCCAAAUGUAGUUCAGUUUUUGGGUGCUGUAACCCAAAGCACCCCAAUGAUUAUCGUCACAGAAUAUCUACCCCAGGGGGAUCUUCGUGCCUACUUGAAGCGGAAAGGUGCAUUAAAACCAGUAACAGCUGUAAAAUUUGCACUUGAUAUUGCUAGGGGUAUGAACUAUUUGCACGAACAUAAACCUGAAGCCAUUAUACACCGAGAUCUUGAGCCUUCAAAUAUUUUGCGGGAUGAUUCUGGGCAUCUGAAAGUUGCAGACUUUGGAGUUAGCAAAUUGCUUAAAGUCGCUAAAACAGUCAAGGAAGACAAACCCGUGACAAGCCUGGAUACAUCAUGGCGAUACGUUGCACCAGAAGUCUAUAGAAAUGAGGAAUAUGAUACAAAAGUGGAUGUGUUUUCUUUUGCUUUGAUAUUACAGGAGAUGAUUGAAGGUUGUCCACCGUUCUAUGAAAAACCAGAAAACGAAGUUCCUAAAGCGUAUGUUGAAAACGAGCGCCCACCAUUUAGAGCGUUGCCAAAGCUUUAUGCUUAUGGACUAAAACAGUUAAUUGAGGAAUGCUGGGAUGAAAAACCACACAGAAGGCCAACAUUUAGGCAAAUAAUUGGGAGAUUGGAAGACAUUAACAGCCAUCUUGUACAAAAGAAGCGCUGGAAGAUUGGAGCUUCUGGAUGCAUCCAGCACCUGGAGGCCCUAUUUAGGGGUAAUCGCACAAGUCCAAGUAGCCGAUCAUCUCGCUCCACGGCCAGAUAAAUAUUUCCCAUCGAUAACCAACAAUUAUUUUGAUCACAGUUUCAAGAAAAAAAAGUUGAUUGUAUUGUCUUAUACUUGCAUUGCAUGUCAUAUAUAACCUUCUGUAAAUAACUUGCGCUCGACGUUCGGUUGAAUAAAAAUGAAGAAUGUGACAUAUAUCCUUGUGUAAA